GCUCAAUUUGUUUGAUAACGCUCAAAACGGUGUCCCAGUGUUAAAGAAGUGAGUGGUUUGAGCAGGAUGUUGCUGAAGUGAUGUAGAGACAGGUGUGUGUGGAUACAGAGCUGACAGCAUGGAUAUACGUGUGUGGAUACCUGGUUCAUUCUAACGCACCUGUGGAUAGCCGUCCUUCUCUAGUGGCACUGAUUUCUUCGACGAGGUUGAUUUGUGUCAGGCACAAUGUGAAGUCUACUGCAGAAAUGACCAGAUGGCUUGUGAAGAGAACUGUGACAAUACCACAAGACGGCCUGUGUGGCAGGAAUUGUGCCAGGAGAAACAGACGUGUGUAAGCUCCUGUAUUGACAAGCAGUUAAAAAUCCUUGACAUGGAGUACGUUCCUCCGAUACCAACACUUCACCCACCCAUCACUCAUGACAAUCAGACUAUAGUACACUGGGACAGGAGCUCCACUACUGACAACCAAACCGUUAUUUACAUCAUCCAACAUCAGCUGAAUGCAGAUCCAGAGUGGCUUUUUCUGGGAUGGGUGGAGAACACUAACAGGUACAUGUUCACAGAAGAUGGAAUGGAUUACUGUGAGAAUCACCGAUUCCGUGUGGCUGCUGUCAACCAGUACGGAACAGCAGGAUUCUCAUCACCCCAGAGCAGUUUGCCAAAGCCAAAAUUACUUUUUGAGCAAAAGCAGUUCACCUAUGACAGAAUGAAACAAGAAUUUUUUAUCAAGGUUAUUUGUGAUAUUCCUUUCGACUGGCUCCAUUCCGGUGCUAAGUGUGAGUGGCGUGUGCCAAGCUUUACUGGCCAUUGCCCAUUUAUGCCUGCAAUACAGCCCAUUGUCAGAGCAAUCAAGCACAGGCGGAGACAGUGGUUUGAGGUUAGUGUGGCUGAUGCUGGUUUUGGCUGUAACUACACAGGCAAGGUGAGGCUGGUCUCCAGGUGUAAGGCUCGCAGUAAGUGGGUAGAUGUUCACCUCAGUCUCUCAGAAUGCUCUCUGAUAAAUAAGUUUCCUUGCCCACACAAAGAGGUACCCCCUGGGCAAGUGAAAGUGGUGGAGGUCUUUCAAGACACCAGGGGGGUUUACAUCAAGUGGGAGCCACCUGAGGAUCAGGGAAGUCGUGGUAUAGGAGCCUACGGGAUACAAUGGGGGUUCUGUCACUCUGUUGUUCCCGGUGCAGGACUCAAGUUAUACAAACUGGAGCAUGAGAAGGUCACAGUUGUGGGAAAGCCGGACCUCACCCUGAACGUAUCUCAUCCCACACAACUGUACGGCGUAAGGAUAGCAGCUCUAAGCCCUGGUCAGCUUACCAGCACAGUGAACUUCAAUGUGAUUUCCACUCAUUGUGCUAAGAGGAUUGGCUCUCACUCGCAUGGACACGGCCAUGGUAAAGGUGAAGUGCUGUUAAAGAAGAAUGAUGUGAAAGUCAUGCACUACCCUCAUGAUCUCAAGGUUCUGAUAUCGUGGCAUACGCCGCCCUAUAGGGACAAGAAGAAAGAUGCGGUCAAGCAGUAUGCACUGCGCUGGGGGCCACUGAUUGACCAUCAGGGUGGGAACAUUGACGAUAUGAUCAGUAACCUCAAUGACACAGUCAUGCAGGUUGAAAAUUCAACACUAGUACCUGGGAGAAACCAUUCCUGAGUUGAGAGGCGGGGUAUCUUUGUGUCACUGAGACAGCUGCCUGAAUCCACAUAUACAUGUAUACACUGCACUCUAACGAAGCAUCAUAGGCCUACAAAGGACUUAUUUACAGCUCUUCAUUACAUGUCAUUCUCAUGGAGUUAGCUCCUUUUAAUGAAUCCAAAACACAAAAAAAGCAAUCUAAAAAACAUUAAUGUCCACAAUUUUUUUAUGAAAUUCUCAGUUGUGCAGCUCUUCCAAAAUGAGAAAGGACGAUUAUUGAAUUGUUUAUUUCUGACUGCACUGUGAAUAAUGGAAUGGCAUGAAACGUCAACAAUAACUGAGUCAUGAUUGUAUGAUUUUAUCAAAAUAUGAGUGAAGAUGCUGGAAAGAAGCCCAGGCAUAUUUAGCAAAAAUAAAA
Molecule: messenger RNA, 2039 nt
Organism: Liolophura sinensis
Lineage: Eukaryota; Metazoa; Mollusca; Polyplacophora; Chitonida; Chitonidae
Exons: 15
Coding region: 254-1639 (461 amino acids)
Molecular function (GO): protein binding
Source: RefSeq, a predicted model, not a curated record